AUGAAGUUCCAUCCGAAUUUGCCGAACAUUUUAGGUCUUGCUUUCGGCAAUGGUAUUGUAACCUUAAAAGACAUCCAAACUGGUGAGAAUAUGAUAAGCCUUGAAAAGCAUAGCGCACCUAUAACAGGAAUCAAUUUUACAGCGAAUCAGAAAACAGUUAUAACAACAGGUUUGGACAAAAAGAUUUGUAUAUAUGAUUUCGUAAGUGGUGAAUGCGUGUUUUGUAUGAAUAUACACCAAUCUGUAACAUCUAGUGAUAUAAGUUUAGAUGAUAUAUGCAUAGCUGCAGGAUUGGAUGAUCGUUGUAUAUCUUUAUAUGAUAUUAGCAGCGGCGGCUCAAGCAUAUUAAAGAAAUUGGGUGAACUUGACUCACCAAUUAGAACUGUAGACUUUAACAGCGUAGAUGAGCAGUUGGCUAUAUCACCCGAUAAGUCGCUUAAUCUAUUUACAGAUCGUGAUUCUGAAAAUAACUUUGUGAAAACAGCAAAUUAUUCAGAGAAAUGUUCUUAUAUGAAGUUCCAUCCGAAUUUGCCGAACAUUUUAGGUCUUGCUUUUGGCAAUGGUAUUGUAACCUUAAAAGACAUCCAAACUGGUGAGAAUAUGAUAAGCCUUGAGAAGCAUAGCGCACCUAUAACAGGAAUCAAUUUUACAGCGAAUCAGAAAACAGUUAUAACAACAGGUUUGGACAAAAAGAUUUGUAUAUAUGAUUUCGUAAGUGGUGAAUGCGUGUUUUGUAUGAAUAUACACCAAUCUGUAACAUCUAGUGAUAUAAGUUUAGAUGAUAUAUGCAUAGCAGCAGGAUUGGAUGAUGGUUGUAUAUCUUUAUAUGAUAUUAGAGAUCCUCUAAAACCAUUUAUGUACACAAACGCACAUAACUGUCCUGUAAAUAAAGUAUCAUUUGAAAAGUCACCAGUUUUUAUUGAACAUCUGCGUGACAGAAACUCUGAAACUACUCUAAUGGACAGCGACUUUGGGGAUCAGUCUUAUGCGGUUCAGGACUUAUAUGAAGCAGAAAACGACCCCGAAGAGAAGUUCAAACAAGACAUAAUGAAAAUGAUUAAAACGAAUAUGGAUAAUUUGCAGGCACAAUUAAAUGAACAUUGUACCAAAUUUCAAAACUUUAUGAUAAGUGAGUUUGAUUCUAUCCAGAAUGCUAUGAACCGUUGGGAUGUUUUUAAUAUGGGUGACAAUACAGAGAUUGUGCAAGCUUUGAAUUCAGUUGGAUCUAAAAGUGUUAAAAUUGCUUAUAGUAAAAAAUCUAAUGGGAAUAGUUAA
Messenger RNA from Diabrotica virgifera virgifera (western corn rootworm), 1275 nucleotides. RefSeq lists its product as uncharacterized. Gene Ontology annotation, biological process: microtubule nucleation; mitotic cell cycle. Gene Ontology annotation, cellular component: centriole; pericentriolar material; spindle pole. The transcript is spliced from 2 exons. The record is from RefSeq and is a predicted model, not a curated record. Gene Ontology annotation, molecular function: gamma-tubulin binding. The coding region runs from base 1 to 1275 and encodes 424 amino acids. Lineage: Eukaryota; Metazoa; Arthropoda; Insecta; Coleoptera; Chrysomelidae.